Molecule: messenger RNA, 4890 nt
Organism: Parasteatoda tepidariorum (common house spider)
Lineage: Eukaryota; Metazoa; Arthropoda; Arachnida; Araneae; Theridiidae
Source: RefSeq, a predicted model, not a curated record
ACAAAAUUUAAGUGUGUCAGCUGUCAGCUCGUAACUUCAAACGUGACUGUAUAAUUAGGUUAUUAUGACGCAUUAAUAAUUUCUCUAUUAAAAUAAUAUAUUCUUACAUAAAAUUAAUUCCAAUUAUGUUAUUUUUAAGUUUUUGGCAAGUAAUUUAUUCUCUAUUAUAAAAUCCUUUAAAUUUAACAUUUUAAUAGUACGUUUGUUUCAACAUGACCUCUCUACUACAUUUGCAUUUUCUCAAGAGAAAUAUUGCUAGUUUGUUGAGAAGAAAUUCUAGAAGUAUUCAGUUAUUUCUUCAGGUAACAUCUUCUAGUGAUUGCCAUUUCGACCAUCAUGAAAGUGUUCCACCACUCAACCAAGGUUUAACAGCAGAAACUAAUGGUGUUCAUUCUUCAUCGAGUGCUUGUAUUUCUGAAACUGCAGCUUUCGAACAUUGCAUUCAAAAUGAUUUCAUGACGGAUAACAGUAAUGACCACGAAGUUUUAAAUGGGAUGGCUGCUGCUUCCAACUCAGAAAUAUCACUGGAUGAAAAUGAAAUUGAAGAUCAAGAUUCUUCUAUUAGUGAGUUAUCUGGCUUAAGUGAUUUAUCAAAUUUUAGCGAAGACUGGAAUGCAUCUUCGGGUUCAAUGAAUUGGGUUCAGCGGCAAAUGGUUAGUGGUAUGGAUCCUAGAUUGAUACUAAAUGAAUUGCUCCCAAAAGGUACAUUCGUUCCACAAAAUGUAAAUGAUGGUCUUCUGUGGAGAUUUAUUGUCAAUAUGCUAAACGAACCCAAACGUUCCAAGCUGACUAAUGUUAACACAUUAGAUGACGCUGUUCAACUUUUGAAAACAUGCAGAAAUGUAAUUGUUUUAACUGGUGCUGGGGUGUCUGUGUCUUGUGGCAUCCCAGAUUUUCGUUCUAAAAAUGGUGUAUAUGCACGCUUAAGUAAAGAUUAUCCAGAUCUACCAGAUCCUCAAGCUAUGUUUGAUAUUAAUUAUUUUCGACGAGAUCCUAGGCCUUUUUUCAAAUUUGCUAAGGAAAUCUAUCCUGGACAGUUUGAACCAUCUCCUAGUCAUAGAUUUAUUAAAGUUCUUGAAAAGCAAAACAAAUUACUUAGAAAUUAUACUCAAAAUAUAGAUACUUUAGAACAUGCAGCAGGAAUACAGAAUGUUAUUACUUGUCAUGGUUCAUUUGCUACAGCAACUUGUACUGUAUGUAGUUAUAAAGUAGAUUCAUCUGUUAUUAAAGAAGAUAUUUUUAAUCAGAGGAUUCCAUAUUGCCCUAUUUGUCCAGCAGAAGCUGGUACCAGAGGUAUUAUGAAACCUGAUAUAGUUUUCUUUGGCGAAGGAUUGUCUGAUGAAUUUCAUGAUGCUUUGGCUCACGAUAAAGAAACUUGUGAUCUUCUAAUUGUCAUGGGUUCUUCUUUGAAAGUACGGCCAGUUGCAAUGAUUCCUAGUUCUAUACCAACUAAUGUUCCACAGAUUUUAAUUAAUAGAGAACCUUUAAAACAGCUAAAUUUUGAUAUAGAAUUACUUGGAGAUUGUGAUGUCAUUAUAGGUGAAUUGUGUCGAAGGUUGGAAGAUGAAUGGAAAAUUGAUGAUACCAUACCUCGUCAACAUUUAAAAGAAAUUAAUGCCCUUCCACCUCCAUCUGAUCUUCCGCCUCAUAAUGAGGACACUUCUGCAGAUUGUCAAAGUGCAGCUGAAGUAAAUAACAACCACUCAAUUACCACCGGUGAAUCACGUAACUUACCACAAAACGAUGAAAGCAACAGCUGCGAAUACAAAGGUCUGUCAGCCAUUAAACUAGAUGAUAGUGAAGACGGCUCCAAUCAAGAGAAACCCCUCACUGAUCCUUGUUCUACUAAUCAAGAAUUACCUGAGUUAGGAAAUGCAUAUUCCAGUUUCUGGCCACUCAGUAGUAGGGAAAGUUUAUCAAAAAGAUUGCCUGAUAAGAGUUUCUUGUACUUUCCUCCAAGUCGUUACAUAUUUGAAGGUGCCGAAGUUUAUCAAGACGAAGAUGACGAUUGUUGUAGCACAUCCACCGAUUAUUCAUCAGAUAGCGAUUCUCCCUCAAGACCUACAACUUCUGAAAAUCUUCCCACUGAAGAAGUAAUGCAUCAAAAUCAGUUUACACCUCUGGAUGACGUUCAUAUCCAAUCACCUGUUGUCAGUGAAAAUACAGACUCUGGACAUCCUAGUGAUAGUCCCAAAACAUAGAAAAUACUUAUUUCAAUAUUAGUUGUAAAAUAUAACUGCAGUUUUAUUGUAAUGAUUUUCACUGAUUUAUGUAAAAGUAGACCAGUACUGUUAACCUUUCUAUUCAUUUUAAAAGUAUUAGUAAUGGAUAAAAAAAAUGUUUUUAAAAGUAUCCUUGCAUUUCAAUGCUAUCAUUAAUAAACCUGUCCACGUGCAUCAAAUUUUUAAAAAGAAAAAAAUAUUUUUAAGGUAUAAAAAAAGAUGUUGGAUUUGUUGCAUUACUAUUGCUAUGCUAGUUUGUUAUUAAAAAUCUUAUUAAUUGCAAUUCAUAAAAUAUAAGGAAAGUGAUUGGGAAUUUCGUCCAGGUGUUAUUGAAUUGAUUGCUGUAUUUAUUGCAAAAAUGUAUAGAGGACAAUCAUGCUAUCCUUAAUCCUAAAUCUAAAAAUAAUAAUGCCUGCAAGUUGUACAUAAUAUUUCUAAAUUUUCAUCUCCAUAGCAUGUUAUCUGUGCAGUUAAUUUUUACAACUGUUUAAUUUUUAAAUUUAAGUUUUUAUUUUUCUUAAAAAUUGAAGUAUCUAAUUAAAAAACUGGUCCAUCUAAAAAGAAAUUAUUUAUUCAAAAUAAAAAGAAAGAAAGAAAAAUACUUUUUGUGAUGUUUUAUAUUGAAAACUUGUGUUUGUGUUAAGAAAGUUGAAAAAAGGAAAAGAAUUUGUGAUAUUGGACUCUUAAAUCAUUUUGCAGAAGGAAAACAGAGUUAUGAAAAAGGUUUCUUUUUGUGUAUAAUAGAAAGCUGUGUGACGUAUUGUAUGGCUUUUCAAUCUGUAAUUAUUCAAUAAUAGGUUUUAUUUUUUGCACAUUUGUACAUAAACUCAAACGUUUGCUCUUUAAUGUAUGCAAAUAUUAAUGUAUCAUUUCUGCACAUAUUAAAUUGAGCUAUAGCGUGUAACUUGUGCUUUUUAAUGAUUUUUUUUAUUAUUUUUAUUUAAUUAGUAAAUACCUGCAAUUCAAAGUAAAAUACUAAUUUUGGAUAUUUAUUAUUAUAUUGUGCCAAACAAGAUUUCUGUUUAAUAUUUAUGCUUAUUUUUCCUUUAAUUUCCACACUUUUUUUUUUUAAUGUAAGGAAUUUGUAUAAAACUCAAAUUCAUGUUAAAAAUUGGGACCAAAAGUUUAUUUUUAAAGAUUUAUCAGAUAUGGCAGUUUUACUAAGGAUGCAAAAAUGUAAGAAAAAAUUUGAAACUUCUAUUUGCUAAAUAUAAACAAAUUUCAGAAUUGAUAAAACUAAUCGCUUGUAUUUUAAAAAUUGAUAUUUUUUUCCUGACAAAGCAUUUUUUUUUUUUUAAAUGACCUCUGAAAUGCUUCUUAUUUCAAAUUUAGGGUUACAUUAUAAUGUUUUCCAAGUACAGACCGGACAGCUUUAAUAUAAAAGUAUUGCAUUCGGCUGAAGUUUGCCCUUUUUGAAUUUUAAAUUAGGCUUGUGCUUAUUGAAUUUUCAAAUUUUCUCUUAUAAGCCGAUCACCUUGCACUUCUGUGUGAAAUGACUAUUGCAUUAUCUUUCCCCAUUUUUAAUUGUUACAAGAUUUUGUAACUUGCACAUUACUGUUGUGAAUUUUGGUGAGAUGUUCCUCUUAAAUUUUUUCAUAAUCGUUUCGAAUUGCUUCAGUUUUAGAUAAUAUUUAAUCCUUUUUGUUAAGUUUAUUUUUUUUUUAACUUCUAAGUGUAAAAAAUAGCUUCAGUUGCAGUGAGAAAUGGUGCAAUGUUUUAAAACAUGUCAAAGGAAAUAAAUUGUUCUUGAGCAUGUUUUAAGUGUGAUAAAGAUUUCAUGGGAAAGGACUUAGAAUCCUCCUCCUUUUUUUUUUCGCGCAUUUGUAUUUUGUCAUUUUUUUUUAUUUUAAAAACUUGAUUUUUAAUCGGUCUUUCUGUCCUAUUUUAUAUAAAAUAUUUGUGCUUACUUUUAAGUUUUUCAAGUGUUGUGAUUGCUUUCACUAAGUUUUGAUUCUGUUACAUUUUGCUUAUUUUUUUUUAAAAUCUGUACAUUCUGUGAAACAAUCUGCAUAAAUGCUAAUGGAAAACAUAUUUCUGAUCAUCACUUCAUUAUCUUAUUGUAUAUAAUCAUUUUUGCUCUUUGUUAUAAUGACAUUUCUUGUUUGAGUUUGUACGCAAAUAAUAGCUUGCAAUUUUGGAUUUCCCAAGUGAUAAAUAUAAUUUCACUAAAAACUGAAUAAAUUUAAACCUUCUUAACAUAUUUUCAAAAAGAUUAAAAAUGUAUUUCCCCCUUUUUCACCCCGCACAAGAUGGCACUAAUUUUAACUGAAAAUUUUGUCUUCACGGAAUAUUAUCAAUAAUUUUCUAACCAUAUGAAAACAUGGAAUUUUGUGUUACCAUUUAAUUGUAAUAGGAAAAUAUUUCGUAGUGUAUUUAUGUUAAAAUUAUUCCUUUUUUAGUGAAAGCUUUGGUUUGUCUCUUGGUGAAAGAAAAUCUGAGGUGACAAAAUGGAUAGGUUUUGCCUGCCUAAAUUGUACAGUUUUAAUGAAUAUUCUUCUAUAUAAUAUAUUUUCUGUGUUAUUUAUUUAUAAUUUAGUUUUGUAAAUGUCGCUUCUGUAUUUCUUUUUAAAAAUUUUAUUUUGUUCAAAUUCAUCUGAAUGUUAAACAUAACUAUCUUUACAUAAGAUUAGUAACUAUUCUCCAUACUAAAUAAAUGUACUUAUCAAAA